This is a messenger RNA of Condylostylus longicornis, 390 nucleotides long. It is a transcript of the gene E(spl)m4-BFM, whose product is annotated as enhancer of split m4 protein. Bases 1 to 390 code for a protein of 129 amino acids. Gene Ontology annotation, biological process: sensory organ development; Notch signaling pathway. Lineage: Eukaryota; Metazoa; Arthropoda; Insecta; Diptera; Dolichopodidae. The transcript has 2 exons. The record is from RefSeq and is a predicted model, not a curated record.
AUGGUUUUAAACAAUAACAGAGAAAGGAACAAAACAAAAACUCAAUGUGAAAUUAGCAAUGAAGCAAAUGAAAAAUUAUUGGCAUUAAAUAGAAGAUCAUCAAUAUCAUCAACAUCAUUAACAACAUCAACAUAUGAAAAUUUAAGUGAAUUGGAUUAUUAUACAAAUUCUGAUUAUAUAACAACAAUACCAGUACAUUUUGCAAAAACUGAAUAUGGAACAUAUUUUUGGACAUCAACACCACCACAAUCACCAACAACAGCAACAAUGGUACCCAAUUAUAAUCAACAAUAUUAUACAGAUUUUAUUGUAAAUCAACCAUUAUGGUAUUCAACAUCAAAUCAAUUAAUAACAACAAAUAUGUUAGGAGAUCGUUGGGCACAAGCAUGA